UCAAAGGUCCACAAUCGGUUGAUUGUCUUUGUUGAUCGUUUCUUGGUGAAUAUUUGUGGGCCGUUGUUUUUUGCAUGAUAUCUUCUUUACUUUUAUUGUGUGUACGUUGCGAACUUUGUACUUGCUGCUGCAAGAGUAACGUUCGUCUUCGCAGAAAAAGCACAUAUUCUAAGGAUGGAAACUGGAGGAGUUCUAGCAGCGGAACGUAGCCCGGCACGUGCCAAUUUACAUGUUGCUUUUACUGAAAAAGGAGAAGUCAAAGAACGUAGGGAGAAGUUUCUCACAGCCAAAUAUGGUUCCCAUCAGAUGUCACUAAUUCGUAAAAGACUGGCAGUUGAAAUGUGGCUUUUUGAUGAGCUGCAAAAAUUGUACGAGUCAGUGAAUGAGAAUGGAAAAAAUCGAGAAGUUGAAGUUGAUAUAGAUGAAUUACUCGACAUGGACAGUGAUGACCACAGACGGAGUUAUUUACAAGAUUUACUAGUGGAUGCAAAGAAGCCUCCUCAUGAUGUGAAAAAAUUCAUCAAUGAUUUACUGGAAAAAGCUAAAACUCUCUGAAGAGUGUGUAUUUACCACGGAUCAGUUAUACUGCUGUAUCUGUAAAAGUCACAAACAUUGCUCACUACCAAAUUUCAACAUAAAUGUGUACAAGUGAGAAGUGACCAUGCAGCCUGAAUCAUGCAGAGUUUGCCGAGGAAAAGAAUCUGUAACGAUUUGGAAUAAGUAUUAACAUUUAUCUCAACUAAUUUUUAUUCAGGCGUACAUACACAUUGUUUCAUAUUGAAAACAAAAGAGAGAGAGAAAGAAUCAGCAUUUAACGCAACCAUCUAGAUACAUGGUGAUAAAAUCAUAGAAAGAAAUUGUGUGCGCAUCGCACACCAAGCAUUGAAGCUGUUAGUACAGAGACUGCCGCCUAACCAUAAAAAAAAAAAACAAAGUAAACCGAUUUCCGUAACUCUGAGGAAUUGCCUUCCAGCGUUGUAAUAUUUAAUUAAAAAAAAAAAAUCAUAAAAAGUAGAGCGAUGUUCUUUGAAAUUGACAGGAAGGUACAUUCUUCGCAUACAAUAUAUACUUGUAUGUCAGUUUAGCACAGUAAUUAACUCUCUUGAAACAAACUGGACCCCAACUUGCCACUUAAUUUAGUAAUUGGAAUAAUGGUACAAAGACACGAAGGGCAAUAGCCAUUGCUUUUAUUAAUUAUUUCCAAAAGUAGAUCAUACUAAUAAAUGCAUUAUCCAAUGUAAAACUAAUUUGCCUCUGUGAAAAGUGGCAAAAUAACGGCAGCAAUUGUUUACUCGCGUGAACACGAAACUCUAUUCAGGUAAUAAGAUGUGCGUGUUAAUUGAAUUCAUUCGGAAUGAAGUGCCAAAUACGUGAUAAAUUCUAUGGAAGUACACAAUGUGUGCAGUGUAUCUCGCCACUUCUGUGUUUUUAUCAGAGUAGGCACACAGCGAAGUCCCAGUAACAUUUAAUUGUACGAUUUAUUACACCAAACAGGCACAAUCGCAGACAUCAUUUAGCGUAUAUCUGCUUGAAAUGGGAGGGAUAUUGAACAAAUCUAAAUUACGUACAAGUAAAUUGUUUUGAAGAUCAAUAAGCUUAUUUAACAACGGAUAAAUUUACCUAAGCAAAUCCGAAGAGAAAUACCUUGAAGUAACUAUAAAAAUUUCAAAAUAAUUCAAAAGUUUCUAAUAAUAAUAUUAAUGAGUUAUUUCAGCGAUAGAGAUAUAAAUUGUUUGAUAAUUUCCGCAUAUCAGAAUUCUGUUUAGGCUUAUGGAAAUAUGUUCUAACGGAUGGCAUAAUGUGCAUAUUGCUGAAAAAGUUAGUCGAACAGGGCUAUGAAAUACUUUGGUCACGGUACUUUAUUUAAAAUUCGAAGUCUGAUGAUUUUAAGAGUAUCAGAAAAACAAUCAAUACUGCCAAAUGAUACAUGGAUUGGAAUGUAACGAAAAAUGAAGAGCCAAUGAUAUUCCGUUUGAACAGUCGAUAUGCAAUGAUGAAUGGCAUUUAAUGUAUUUCUUUUUGAUCGUUGUUUAGAGAGUCCCUCUUUUUCAGUCAGAUUAUACGGUAUCGAAGGUGCUACAAGAUACAGCCCUGUAUAUCACUGUUCGCUUCUUAGAUACAUAUCCUUUCGUUAUAUGCCGUGGCAUGUCUUUGACGAUAGAUAUUAAGUAAGAGAAAAAUCAAACCGCAAUCUUAAUACCAUGUUGUAUUAUAACGUAAUAAUAGAGAAAGUUUCGAAAGGGAAUACGUGAUUUGUUGUGUACAAGAAAGGAAGAAAAACUAGCAUUAGUUGCGUCAGAGGAAAGAAUUUGCAGAAGCAACACAAUGAGGCGUGUCCUUCGAUGACAUAAAUCAGGAAGAAUGCGGAAGGAUAGGGAUUAAUUAAAUCCUUGAUAUCUUCAAUCGUCGCACAAAUUAUUUCACAGCCCUUCGGAUCUUACAUUGCCAGCUGUAAUUUGCGUUUACGGGCUAACAGUUUAUUUCACAGCCGGUAUCGAACAAAUGUAUUCCUUGCAAUGUCGCGCAUUAAAUGUUUCAAGAUGGUAUACUAUUGUUAAGUGUUCACGUUGAAAUCCAGUUGUUGCGAAGAUCUUCAUAAAUUUGUGGAGCUUCUCGGUUGUCGUGUAAGUAGCGAUACUUUUGUACUGCACAGUUAGAUCAGGUACUCUAACCCUACAACCAAGGUGCUAAUCGGCGAGGUUUUUAGGAAGAGGAAAAGGAAAGCCUCCUGGGAUUUCCGCUGGAAUGAAAGGUGCACCUGCGAUUUCGUUAAUUUUACCAGAGAUGAAUGGGGAGAUGUUUCCACUAUUGUCUAAAGGGAGGCACGGCUCCCUAGCGCCGUGGAACUGCGUUCAAAAGGACGAAAUGUUCUCUAUCGGUAAAGAAAAAUCCGUCUGCAGAUUUCAAAUACAGCACAGUAUCGAUAGAAUGAAGUUAUCGCCUUUUCGUUUUUAGUAUCAGGGUCAACGUAGAUUGGGAAAGAAGGCUACAAACAUCAAAUAAAAUUGUUAUGCGUGGAUGAUUGAGAUUACGACGCGGCACCCACGUAUACCCUGUUUUACCGAUCACGAAGAUUUCGCCCCUUUGAAAGUAGUUCCAAUUUUUACACAGGUGUAAAGUGCGUAGAGGGCGCUAGUAGGCCGUGCCUCUCAUUCAAAGAAUGGCGUGAAGCAUUUCCCCGCUCAUUUCUCAUUUUACCAAAGAUAUUUACGCACUCUCGGAAAUCUCGCUUCGUCGAACACCCGUUUCGCAGUAGUUUGUAUUUCACUUCCGAAAUGUUAACUCUCAGCGCACAGCCCAUGUUCUCGCAAUGGCAAUUA
Messenger RNA from Orussus abietinus, 3320 nucleotides. Its product is annotated as protein phosphatase 1 regulatory subunit 14B. Gene Ontology annotation, molecular function: protein serine/threonine phosphatase inhibitor activity. The transcript has 6 exons. Bases 175 to 555 code for a protein of 126 amino acids. Gene Ontology annotation, biological process: regulation of phosphorylation. Gene Ontology annotation, cellular component: cytoplasm. The record is from RefSeq and is a predicted model, not a curated record. Lineage: Eukaryota; Metazoa; Arthropoda; Insecta; Hymenoptera; Orussidae.